Lynx canadensis (Canada lynx) is the source of this 18120-nucleotide messenger RNA. It is a transcript of the gene MDN1, whose product is annotated as midasin AAA ATPase 1. Lineage: Eukaryota; Metazoa; Chordata; Mammalia; Carnivora; Felidae. Gene Ontology annotation, biological process: ribosomal large subunit assembly; rRNA processing. The record is from RefSeq and is a predicted model, not a curated record. Gene Ontology annotation, molecular function: ATP binding; ATP hydrolysis activity. Gene Ontology annotation, cellular component: preribosome, large subunit precursor; nucleus.
CCCCGGGGGCGUAGUUGCUGGCACCUCCAGCGCGGGACCUCGGUGGCUCGGGGGCUCCCAGCGCUAAGUAGGGAGCGCUGAUGACCGCCGGGGGCGGAGGGUCUGCGGUCAUGGAGCACCUUUUCCUAGAGGUGGCGGCCGCGCCGCUGCGCUUACUCGCUGCCAAGAACGAGAAGAGCCGCAGCGAACUGGGCAGGUUCUUGGCCAAGCAGGUGUGGACACCUCAAGAUCGCCAGUGUAUCCUGAGCACCUUAGCACAAUUACUUCUGGAUAAAGACUGUACUGUGCUGGUUGGUCGCCAGCUGCGCCCUCUUCUUUUGGAUUUGUUGGAAAGGAAUGCUGAAGCCAUUAAAGCUGGAGGCCAAAUCAACCACGAUCUACACGAACGGCUCUGUGUGUCAAUGAGCAAACUCAUUUGUAACCAUCCUGACGUCCUCCCGUUUGCCCUGAGGUAUUUCAAGGACACUUCUCCAGUCUUCCAAAGACUCUUCCUAGAGAGUUCAGAUGCUAAUCCAGUCCGCUAUGGGCGCAGGCGGAUGAAGCUCCGGGACCUAAUGGAAGCAGCUUACAAGUUUCUGCAGAACGAGCAGUCCGUGUUCCGGGAGCUCUGGGACUGGAGUGUGUGUGUCCCUCUCCUCAGAAGCCAUGACACCUUGGUCCGCUGGUACACAGCCAAUUGUCUUGCUUUGGUCACCUGUAUGAAUGAAGAGCACAAGUUGUCAUUCCUUAAGAAGAUUUUUAAUAGUGAGGAACUGAUCCAUUUCAGGUUAAGGUUAUUAGAAGAGGCCCAGCUGCAGGACUUGGAGAAGGCCUUGGUUUUGGCUAAUCCAGAAGCCUCCCUUUGGCGUAAGGAGAAAGAGCUGCAGUACUUACAGGGCCAUCUUGUUUCAGCUGAUCUCUCUGCCAGGGUGACUGCUGUCUGUGGCGUGGUGCUGCCUGGGCAGCCACCAGCCCCUGGAGAGCAGGCUAGUAAUAGAAGUUCUUCUCGUGAACAGGAGCUGGCCUUUAGGUCUUAUGUGCUGGUUGAUUCAAUCUGCAAAAAUCUUCAGACGCUGGCUAUGGCAGUGGCUUCUCAGAAUGCUGUGUUGUUGGAAGGACCGAUAGGAUGUGGCAAAACUUCCUUAGUUGAAUACUUAGGUGCAAUGACGGGUAGAAGGAAGCCCCCUCAGCUUCUUAAAGUCCAGCUUGGAGAUCAGACCGACAGUAAGAUGCUGUUGGGAAUGUAUCGCUGCACAGAUGUCCCAGGAGAGUUUGUGUGGCAACCUGGUACCCUGACACAGGCAGCCACAAAGGGACACUGGAUCCUUCUGGAGGAUAUUGACUAUGCCCCUUUAGAUGUGGUUUCUGUGCUGAUCCCUCUCUUGGAGAACGGAGAGCUCUUGAUUCCCGGCCGAGGUGACUGUCUGAAAGUGGCUCCUGGAUUUCAGUUCUUUGCAACUAGGAGACUCUUGAGCUGUGGAGGAAAUUGGUAUCGACCUCUAAAUAGUCAUGCUGCUCUGCUAGACAAAUAUUGGACCAAAAUUCACAUGGAUAACAUGGAUAAGAAAGAACUGAAUGAGGUUCUUCAGAACAGAUAUCCCAGCCUCUUGGCAGUAACUGAUCACUUGCUUGACAUUUACAUCCAAAUUACUGGAGAGAAACAUCACUCUCAGAAUGAUAGUUCUGUUACCUGUGAACAGGCACCUGAGGAAGUUUCAGAAGCCAGAAGAGAAAACAAAGGACUAAGCCUUGAGGGAAGAGAGUUGUCUCUAAGGGAUCUACUGAAUUGGUGUAAUAGGAUCGUUCAUAGCUUUGACAGUCUGUCUUCAUCAGCAUCCUUAAAUAUUUUUCAAGAGGCUCUGGACUGUUUCACAGCAAUGCUUUCUAAGCAUACAAGCAAACUGAAAAUGGCAGAAGUCAUUGGAAGCAAAUUGAACAUUUCCAAGAAAAAGGCUGAAUUUUUCUGUCAACUUUAUAAACCGGAAAUUGUGAUCAAUGAGUUAGACGUGCAAGUGGGUCGAGUGCGGCUUCUUCGGAAACAAAGUGAGGCUGUCCACAUACAGAGGGAGAAGUUCACUUUUGCUCCCACAAGGCCAUCCUCCAUUCUUAUCGAACAGCUUGCAGUGUGUGUUAGCAAAGGGGAACCGGUAUUGCUGGUGGGAGAGACUGGGACUGGCAAAACCUCUACUGUCCAGUACUUGGCUCACAUUACAGGCCACCAUUUGAGGGUUGUCAAUAUGAAUCAACAAAGUGACACUGCAGACUUGCUUGGAGGUUACAAACCGGUGGACCAUAAACUUAUUUGGCUGCCCUUACGGGAGGCAUUUGAAGAACUCUUUGCCCAGACAUUUUCCAAGAAGCAAAACUUUACAUUCUUAGGACACAUUCAGACCUGUUACAGGCAGAAACGGUGGCAUGAUCUCCUCAGACUAAUGCAGCAUGUACACAAGUCGGCCGUCAACAAGGAUGGAAAAGAAAGUGAAACUGGGUUACUCCUAAAAGAGAAAUGGGAAGCAUUGGGUCUAGACUCAGCCAUGCUCAGCAAACAGAUGAAUGACGAAAAUGCCCUCUUGUUUGCAUUCGUAGAGGGUACACUAGCUCAAGCCGUAAAGAAAGGAGAGUGGAUCUUAUUGGAUGAGAUUAAUCUGGCUGCUCCAGAAACAUUAGAAUGUCUCAGUGGUUUACUCGAAGGCUCCUCUGGCUCACUGGUGUUGCUAGAUCGAGGAGAUACAGAACCACUGGUUCGUCAUCCCGACUUCCGUUUGUUUGCCUGUAUGAACCCAGCAACAGAUGUGGGCAAAAGGAAUCUUCCACCAGGAAUAAGAAACAGGUUCACAGAACUUUAUGUAGAAGAAUUGGAAAGUAAAGAAGAUUUACAGAUUCUUAUUGUGGAUUAUCUGAAAGGACUGAGUGUGAAUAAGAUCACAGUGCAAGGAAUUAUCAACUUGUACACAGCUCUACGGAAAGACUCUGGGACAAAAUUAGUGGAUGGAACUGGCCAUAGACCUCACUACAGCCUUCGGACUCUUUGCAGGGCCCUGCGAUUUGCAGCCUCCAAUCCGUGUAGCAACAUUCAGCGCUCACUCUAUGAGGGCUUUUGUUUGGGUUUCUUAACACAGCUUGAUAGGGCAUCACAUCCAGUAGUUCAGAAGCUCAUUUGUCAACACCUUAUCUCUGGCAGUGUAAAAAGUCUGCUGAAGCAGCCUAUUCCAGAACAAGGAGGUCGUCUUAUCCAAGUCGAAGGAUACUGGAUUUGUGGAGACAGGGAACCUACAAUAGAUGAGACCUACAUUCUUACGUCUUCUGUUAAGCUAAACCUGAGAGACAUAGUCCGAGUGGUUUCUGCAGGAACCUAUCCAGUGUUGAUUCAGGGAGAGACAUCAGUUGGUAAAACAAGCCUGAUCCGGUGGCUGGCAGCAGCUACUGGUAACCAUUGUGUGCGUAUUAACAAUCACGAACACACAGAUAUUCAGGAGUAUAUUGGUUGUUACACAUCUGACUCUUCAGGGAAGCUUGUGUUUAAAGAAGGUAUUCUUAUUGAUGCUAUGAGAAAGGGCUAUUGGAUUAUUUUAGAUGAAUUAAAUUUGGCCCCUACCGAUGUGUUAGAGGCACUGAACAGAUUACUGGAUGAUAACCGUGAAUUGCUCAUCACAGAAACACAAGAAGUUGUUAAAGCUCACCCUCGGUUCAUGCUUUUUGCUACCCAAAAUCCCCCAGGACUUUAUGGAGGCAGAAAGGUGCUUUCUAGAGCCUUCAGGAAUCGGUUUGUGGAGCUGCAUUUUGAUGAACUGCCUAGUUCUGAGCUGGAGACAAUCUUGCAUAAGCGCUGCAGUUUGCCACCCUCCUAUUGUAGCAAGUUGGUUAAAGUCAUGCUGGACCUUCAGUCCUAUCGCAGAAGUUCUUCAGUGUUUGCUGGAAAACAGGGCUUCAUCACCCUUCGUGAUCUGUUUCGAUGGGCUGAAAGAUACAGAUUGGCUGAACAGACUGAGAAAGAGUAUGACUGGCUACAGCAUUUAGCCAAUGAUGGUUUUAUGCUUCUCGCAGGCCGAGUCAGGAAGCAGGAGGAAAUUGAUGUGAUUCAAGAAGUUAUUGAAAAACAUUAGAAAAAAUUGUGUCCUCAAUCUUUCUCCAAAGAAAAUGUCUUAAAAUUACUGAGUAAAUUGUCCACUCGGGUAUCCAUGUUGGAAUCUGAGUUCGCCACAUUGUGUGGACUGCGGGGCAUGCGGAGACGGCAUGCUGGUAGGAGGGCGCUGGAAUUUGGUGAACCAGUGCUACUGGUUGGGGACACUGGGUGUGGGAAAACUACUGUCUGUCAGAUGUUUGCAGGCUUGGCAAAUCAGAAACUAUACUCUGUUAACUGCCACUUACAUGAGACAUCGGAUUUCCUGGGAGGGCUGCGACCAGUGAGACGAAGCCAAAGGACAAAGGAAGAAAUUGAUACAUCAAGACUUUUUGAGUGGCAUGAUGGUCCUCUAGUUUCUGGCCAUGAAGAGGAUGGCUUUUUUCUCUUGGAUGAAAUCUCACUGGCUGACGACUCUGUUCUGGAAAGACUCAACAGUGUCCUUGAGGUGGAAAAGUCCUUGGUAUUAGCUGAAAAAGGCAGUGUAGAAGACAAGGAUAAUGAGGUAGAGCUGUUGACUGCUGGGAAGAAAUUCCGUAUCUUAGCAACCAUGAACCCUGGGGGCGACUUUGGAAAAAAAGAGUUGUCUCCUGCCUUAAGAAACAGGUUUACAGAAAUAUGGUGCCCACAAAGCACAGGUCGUGAAGAUUUAAUUCAGAUUAUCAGCCAUAACCUUCGUCCAGGAUUGUCUCUGGGCAAAGUAGAUCAUAAAGGGGCUGACAUAGCUGAGGUGAUGCUGGAUUUCAUUGAAUGGCUGACCCACCAGGAAUUUGGCCGAAGGUGUGUGGUCAGUAUCAGAGAUAUCCUGUCCUGGGUUAACUUCAUGAACACAAUGGGGGAGGAAGCUGCUUUGAAACGGCCAGAGACCAUCUCCACUGUGACAUCUUUUGUCCAUGCUGCAUGCCUGGUGUACAUAGAUGGAAUAGGUUCAGGGGUAACUUCCUCAGGGUUUGGUACAGCUCUCUUGGCUCGCAAAGAAUGUCUGAAAUUCCUAAUCAAGAAACUUUCCAAAAUAGUGAGACUUACAGAGUGUCAGAAAAAUGAAUUGAAGAUUUAUGACAGACUCAAGGCCAAAGAAUUUACUGGAAUAGAUAACCUUUGGGGAAUUCAUCCAUUUUUUAUACCAAGGGGACCUGUCCUUCACAGGAAUAAUAUUGCUGACUAUGCACUCAGUGCAGGCACCACUGCUAUGAAUGCCCAGAGGCUCUUAAGAGCUACAAAAUUGAAUAAACCCAUUCUCCUGGAGGGCUCUCCUGGUGUGGGCAAGACAAGUUUGGUGACAGCAUUAGCAAAGGCUUCAGGCAACAUCCUUGUUCGAAUCAACUUGUCAGAACAGACGGACAUCACAGACCUGUUUGGAGCAGAUCUACCUGUUGAAGGUGGCAAGGGAGGAGAGUUUGCCUGGCGGGAUGGCCCUUUGCUGGCGGCUCUGAAGGCAGGCCAUUGGGUUGUGUUGGAUGAGCUCAACCUGGCUUCUCAGUCUGUAUUGGAAGGACUCAAUGCUUGUUUUGACCACCGAGGAGAAAUUUAUGUUCCUGAGUUAGGAAUGAGCUUUCAAGUACAGCAUGAAAAGACGAAGAUUUUUGGGUGUCAGAAUCCCUUUAGACAAGGAGGUGGGAGGAAGGGCUUGCCAAGAUCUUUCCUUAACAGAUUCACUCAGGUCUUUGUGGAUCCCCUUACAGUAGUUGACAUGGAAUUCAUUGCCAGUACUCUGUUUCCAGCCAUUGACAAAAAUAUUGUUAAGAAGAUGGUUGCUUUCAACAACCAAAUUGAUCACGAAGUGACUGUUGAAAAGAAAUGGGGGCAAAAAGGAGGACCCUGGGAAUUCAACCUUCGGGACCUUUUCCGCUGGUGUCAGUUGAUGCUAGUUGACCAGUCCCCCGGGUGUUAUGAUCCUGGUCAGCAUGUGUUUUUGGUCUAUGGUGAAAGAAUGAGAACCAAGGAAGACAAGGAAAAGGUCAUUGCUGUAUUCAAGAAUGUGUUUAGUUCAAAUUCCAGCCCAUACAUGGGAACCAGACUAUUUCACAUCACUCCCUAUGAUGUUCAGCUGGGCUACUCAGUCCUCUCCCGUGGCAGUUACGCUCCUCUCCUGUCUCGCCAUCCACUGUCACUCCUGCACCAAUCAUUACAGUCUCUGGAGUCAGUUAUGAAGUGUGUGCAGAUGAGCUGGAUGGUCAUCCUUGUGGGGCCAGCCUCUGUGGGCAAGACCAGCCUGGUGCAGCUCCUGGCACACCUUACUGGUCACACGUUAAAGAUCAUGGCUAUGAACAGUGCAAUGGACACUACGGAGCUUCUAGGUGGAUUUGAGCAGGUUGAUCUUAUACGGCCAUGGAGGCAGCUGCUAGAAAAGGUGGAAGGCACUGUAAGGGCACUUUUAAGAGACAGCCUCCUUAUCAGUGCUGACGACGCAGAAGUAGUGCUGCGAGCCUGGAGUCAUUUCCUUCUGACUUACAAACCCAAGUGUCUUGGAGAUGGUGGUAAAGGUAUCACGAUGGAGAUUGUCAACAAGCUGGAAGCAGUAUUAUUGCUUAUGCAGAGACUCAACAAUAAAAUCAACUCCUACUCCAAGGCAGAGUUUGCCAAACUUGUGGAAGAAUUCCGAAAUUUUGGGGCGAAGCUUCUGCAAUCCACCAGUGGUCACAGCCAUGGCACAUUUGAAUGGGUUGACAGCAUGUUGGUUCGGGCUCUGAAGUCUGGAGAUUGGCUUUUGAUGGACAAUGUUAACUUCUGCAACCCAUCAGUGCUGGAUCGUUUGAAUGCUUUGCUGGAACCUGGAGGUGUUCUCACUAUUAGUGAAAGAGGAAUGAUAGAUGGAUCCACUCCCACCAUAACACCAAAUCCCAAUUUCAGACUUUUUCUCUCGAUGGAUCCUGUUCAUGGAGAAAUAUCCCGAGCGAUGAGGAAUCGUGGACUUGAAAUCUACAUUUCAGGAGAAGGGGAUGGGAACAUCCCAGAUAACCUGGAUCUGAAAGUUCUCCUGCACAGCCUUGGGUUGGUGGGGGACAGUGUGUGUGACACCCUCUUGGCUCUACACAUGGAGAUCCAGAGUACUGUUGUAGGUUCUCCAACAUCAUCUAUUUCAACUUUAAUUCAGACAGCCUUACUCAUUGUGCAGUGCCUACAGCGAGGGCUGAGUUUAGACACAGCCUUUUCUGAAGUAUGCUGGGAAGCAUAUGUCCGCUCCCAGCAUUCACCAGCAAACCAAAAGCUUGUGCAGGCUUUACUGGAGAAACAUGUUUUUUCUCUACGAGCCCAUGAAACCUGGGGUAACUCCAUCCUUGCCAUGGGCCUGUGGCCAGAUUCUCUGCCCUCAGCAAUCUUUGCUACAGAAGAUUCUCACCUCUCUAGAGUCCGAAGUGAUGGACAAGUCUUAGUAUAUUGCCUUAACAGGAUGAGCAUGAAAACCAGCAGCUGGGCCAGGAUUCAGCCUCUUACCUUACCAGACUUGGAGAAAAUUAUGCAGUCCUCUAACCCUGAGAGCUUGAAAUUCAGUUCAAUCGAAGUGGCUACUUACUGGAUUGAUGAACCAGAUGUUCUGGCCAUGGCUGUUAAAUUGCUUAUAGAAAGAGCAACCAAUCAAGAUUGGGUGCUCAGAGUUAAAUGGCUUUAUCAUUUAGCCAAGAAUAUACCACAGGGGCUUGAAUCAAUACAGAUUCAUUUGGAAGCCAGUGCUGCAUCACUUAGGAAUUUUUACUCAAAUUCUCUCUCAGCUGGGGUCAGUAAUGUCAUCAAAAUAUUACAACCAAAUAUAACAGAUGAAUUUGUGAUCCCUUUGGACCCCCGGUGGAAUAUACAGGCUUUGGACAUCAUUAGAAAUUCGAUGGACUUUGACCCACAAACCGAUCAGCCUGAGCAGCUCUUUGCCCUUUUAGAGUCUGUUGCAAACAAGACAAUCAUAUAUCUUGACCGGGAAAAACGGAUAUUUACUGAAGCAAAUUUGGUUUCUGUUGGUGGCAAAAAGUUAAGAAAUAGUGUUUUGAGAAUGUCCUUUGAAUUCCAUAAAGAUCCAGAGAGCUAUCACAGCCUGCCCCAUGAAAUUGUGGUCAAUCUUGCUGCUUUUUUUGAACUUGGUGAUGCACUAAUCCUGCUCUGGGUACAGUCCUCCCAGGGGAUGGUGUCUGAUGUCAGUGUCAUGGAGAUCUUGGAUUCCCUGCGGUGGCGGGACCGGUUUUGGACCAUAGCUGACACAGUAAAAGUGGAUGCCUCAGGCCUGGCCCUGCUCGCCCUUCAUUGGCACUGGGUUUUAAAACAUCUGGUCCGUCAGAUCCCUCAACUCCUAAUGAACCAUGAAGACAAAUACUACAAAGAGGUUCAGACUGUCUCAGAACAUAUUCAGAAUUGCUUGGGGAGCCCAACUGGCGGCUUCACUGGUGUAAAGAAGUUGCAAAAGUUCCUGGGACGGCCAUUUCCUUUUAAGAAUAAGCUGGUGGUAGAGUGUUUUUCUCAAUUGAAAGUACUUAACAAAGCACUUGCCAUCAGGGAGUGGAUGCCUGCCCUUGGGGAAAGCGGAUGGUGGGAAGAUGUUAAUCGUCUCCAAGUGGUUGCUUCUAAAUGGACUUUAAAGAAAAGUCUCUUGCAGGCGUGGGGGCUGGUCCUCAGAGCUAAUAUUCUGGAAGAUGUCAAUCCAGAUGAGCUGAAGGAUCUUGUGAAUGCUCACUGUUUAGAACUAAAAGCCAAAGGAAUUUCACUUGGUUUUCUGGAGAAAAAGCACAAUGAAGCUUCCUCCCUGUUCCAACCAGACUUUACCUCCUUAAUCCAACUCACCAGGAGUGUUCAGUUGUGGCCUGCAAUGGAGUACCUGGCUCUGCUUUGGCAGUACAAAGUGACAGCUGAUUUUAUGACACAAGCUUGCCUAAGAAGGUCCAGCAAAAAUCAGCAACCCCAGACAGAUAAGGAGAGAAGUCCUCACAUCCUAUUUUGUCUUAAGCACACACCAAUUGCUCCACAAGAGCUUCAAGCCUUUUGGUACUUACUGCACCAUCAGAAGGUGUCUACUGAAGAAAUUAUUUCCUUGUGGUCUGACUUAUUUAAUUCCACAUUUAUGUCUUUCUGGAGCAGUACUGUUACUACAAAUCCAGAGUACUGGCUAAUGUGGAGCCCUCUGCCUGGUGUACAGCAGAGGGAGAUGCCCAAGUCCCUUUUGGACUCCACAUUGAAGGGCCCUGGCAGUCUCAGUAGAGCCAUCUUCUCCAAGUGCUGCUUUGAAGUAUUGACCAGCAGCUGCAGAGCAAGUCCCUGGGAUGUGAGCGGCCUCCCCAUCCUGUCCUCCUCACACGUCACCCUGGGAGAGUGGGUUGAGAGAGCCCAGCAGCUCCGGGAUAUCAGCUUGGUGCUUUGGACCAACAUGGCUGUGCCUUCAGUCGCAGAGUUCAGAUACACGGAUUCCCAGCUCCAGAGACUUGUGCUGUGCCGGCACUUGGCGGGUUUGGCAGAGCUGCUCCCUGAAUCCCGGCGGCAGGAAUACAUGCAAAACUGUGAGCAGCUGCUGCUCGGGGACAAGCAGACCUUCCAGCAUGUGGGCCAGACUCUUGGGGACAUGGCUGGGCAGGAGGCCCUGCCCAAAGAGCUGCUAUGCCUCUUGCUUACCUCCCUGCGCCACUUGUUUGGGGAAGGGGAUGGUAAGCGGGACCUGCCCGAGCCAGCACGGCGUGGGAGCCUGUGGGUGAGCCUUGGCUUGCUCCAGAUUCAGACAUGGCUUCCGCAGGCCUGCUUUGACCCCGCAGUGAAGAGGGAGUACAAGCUCAAGUACGCUAAGGAAGAGUUACACCAGCUGCAGUGUGAGUGGAAGACCCGAAACCUCUCAUCCCAGCUACACACUGGAAGAGACCUGGAAGAUGAAGUCAUUCUCAGUUACUGUCAUCCUCACAUCAGAUUACUGCGCCAAAGAAUAGAUCAUCUGGAGAACUUAAUCUGCAGCCUGUCGAAGAAGCAGGCCUUCAGACCCCAGGUGCCUGCCUAUGAGUCAUUGGUGCAGGAAAUCCACCACUAUGUCACCAGCAUUGCCAAGGCCCCUGCUGUUCAGGAUCUGCUCACACGGCUCCUGCAGGCUCUCCACAUGGAUGGGCCUCGGUCUGCCCAGGUGGCCCAGAACCUUCUGAAGGAGGAGGCUUCCUGGCAGCAGUCACACCACCAGUUCAGGAAGCGGUUGGCCGAGGAGUAUGCCCUCUAUCCAGAUUCUGUGGCCCCACUGCAGGCAUCCAUCUUGCAGUUGCAGCAUGGCAUGAGGCUGGUGGCAUCUGAGGUCUAUGCUUCACUCCAUGGCAGUGUGGUCUGUGCAGACAGGCUGGGUGCCCUGGCCACAUCCCUGUUGGCUUUUCCAUCGGUGGGCCCCACCUUCCCCACUUACUAUGCUCAUGCAGACGCCUUAUGCUCAGUGAAGUCAGAGGAGGUUCUUCGAGGCCUUGGGAAGUUGAUCCUCAAGCGCUCAGGAGGAAAGGAGCUGGAAGGCAAGGGCCAGAGACCUUGUCCUACCCGAGAGCAGCUGCUGAUGAAUGCCCUCCUUUACCUGCGUUCCCAUGUGCUGUGCAAGGGAGAGCUGGACCAGAGGGCCCUGCAGCUCUUCAGACACGUGUGCCAGGAAAUUAUCAAUGAGUGGGAUGAACAGGAACGCAUAGCCCAAGAGAAGGCUGAGCAGGAAAACAGCUUGUACAGAUACAGGAGCAGGAACUCCAGGACUGCCCUGAGCGAGGAGGAGGAGGAAGAACGGGAGUUCAGAAAGCAGUUCCCACUGCAUGAAAAGGAUUUUGCAGAUAUUUUGGUAGAGCCAACACUGGAGGAGAAGAAGGGAACUUCAGAUGGGCAAGAAGAGGAAGCAGCUUCAGAUCCUGGCCUCCUCUCCCAGAGCUCAAUGCAGGCUGUGAUGCUCAUUCAUCAGCAGCUGUGCCUCAACUUUGCUCGGUCCCUCUGGUACCAACAGACUUUGCCACCACAUGAGACAAAGCAUUACCUUGGCCUGUUUCUAUCCUGCUAUCAAACUGCGGCAUCUCUUGUGACACAGUUCUACCCUCUGAUGGGAGCUGAACUGAAUGACCAACUCCUGGGCAGCCAACUUUUGGCCUGUACCCUCUCCCAUAACACUCUCUUUGGUGAGGCAGCCUCAGAUCUGAUAGUGAAGCCUGAUGGGCCCUAUGACUUCUACCAGCACCCCAAUGUCCCAGAAGCAAGGCAUUGUCAACCUGUGCUUCAGGGUUUCUCAGAGGCUGUCAGUCAGCUGCUGCAGGAUUGGCCGGAACACCCAGCCCUUGAGCAGCUGCUGGUUGUAAUAGACAGAAUUCGUAGUUUCCCACUUUCCAGUCCUAUCUCAAAGUUGCUGAAUGGCUUAGAGAUCCUUCUAGCAAAGGCACAGGAUUGGGAGGAGAAUGCAAGUCGAGCUCUGUCUCUGCGGAAACAUCUCGAUUUAGUCAGUCAGACGAUCAUUCGUUGGCGUAAACUGGAACUGAACUGCUGGUCUAUGAGUUUGGAUAAUACCAUGAAGCGCCAUACUGAGAAAUCCACCAAGCACUGGUUCUCCAUCUACCAGAUGCUUGAGAAGCACAUGCAGGAACAAACAGAGGAGCAGGAAGAUGAUAAGCAGAUGACCCUGAUGUUGCUGGUCAGCACAUUACAAGCAUUUAUAGAGGGAUCCUCACUGGGAGAAUUCCACGUACGGCUUCAGAUGUUACUGGUUUUCCAUUGUCAUGUCUUGUUGAUGCCUCAAGUUGAAGGAAAGGAUUCACUUUGCAGUGUUCUGUGGAAUUUGUACCAUUAUUACAAGCAAUUCUUUGACCGGGUCCAAGCCAAAAUUGUGGAACUUCGUUCCCCCCUAGAAAAAGAACUUAAAGAAUUUGUAAAGAUAUCCAAGUGGAAUGAUGUCAGCUUCUGGUCCAUUAAACAAUCUGUGGAAAAGACACACAGGACCCUCUUUAAAUUCAUGAAGAAAUUUGAAGCCGUCCUGAGUGAACCCUGCCGGUCAUCCUUGGUGGAGAGUGACAAGGAGGAACAGCCUGACUUUUUGUCACAGCCAGCAGCCACCAGCGAGGCAUCCCCCAUUCAGAGUCUGAACAUGGCACUGAGGGAGACCCUGUUGGCCCGGCCAGUAGCUGCACAGGCUGUGAUUCCAGAACAGUGUCAGGGUGCUUCUUUCCCCUUGGAGGGAGAGCUGCUGUGUCGCUUGCCAAAGCUCAUGAAACGAAUGAGGAAGGUGUGCCUGACGCUCAUGAAGGAAAGCCGUCUGCCUUACCUAGUGGAGGGCCUUGAUCACUUCACUGGUGAAGUGAUUUCCUCUGUGAGUGAGCUGCAGAGCUUGAAGGUGGAGCCCUCUGCAGAGAAGGAGAAGCAGCGGUCAGAAGCCAAGCAUAUUCUCCUGCGGAAGCAGCGAGCUUUAGCAGACCUCUUUCAACACCUUGCCAAAACUGGUUUGUCAUAUCGCAAAGGUCUUGCCUGGGCCCGUUCAAAAAACCCUCAAGAGAUGCUUCAUCUUCACCCGUUAGAUCUCCGGAGUGCAUUGUCUGUAGUCAGCAGCACUCAGGCUGAUUCUAGGCUGCUGACAGAAAUCUCCUCUUCAUGGGAUGGAUGCCAGAAGUACUUCUUUCGCUCUCUUGCACGGCACGCCAGGCUUAGUGCAGCCUUAGCAGCUCCUGCCAAGGAGUUGGGCAUGAGCAACGUCGAGCGAUGCAAAGGGUUCUCGGCACAUCUGAUGAAGGUGCUUAUCCAACAGCGGCGCUCCCUGACCACGCUGACUGAGCAGUGGAUCCUCCUCAGGAACCUCCUUGGCUGUGUGCAGGAGAUUCAUGGCAGGCUGACUGAGCCGCUGGUCUACCCGGUGGCCUUCCCCCCACAGGAUGGUGUGCAGCAGUGGACAGAAAGGCUGCAGCAUCUGGCCAUGCAGAGCCAGAUCCUGCUUGAGCAGCUGUCCUUGCUCCUCCAGUGCUGCCCCAGUGCAGGGCCAACUCCAGGCCACAGUGGUGCCCAGGUACAGGGUCAGCCUUCUGCCCCCUACCCAGAAGGACCAGAGCUCACCAACGGCCAGCUUUCUGGAGCCAUACAGGACCUCAUCCCAUCAGAAUUGAGUUGCCCAUCCCCACUACCUCGAAAUCAGCUGCCCUCUGGUUGCUGGAUGCGGAAACAGGACGAGCUUUGGCAACAGUCAACUGCAAGAUUAACAGAGAUGCUGAAAACCAUUAAAACAGUGAAAGCUGAUGUUGACAAAAUCAGGCAGCAGUCUUGUGAGACUCUCUUUCAUUCUUGGAAAGAUUUUGAAGUUUGUUCUUCUGGGCUGAGUUGCCUGUCCCAGGUGUCAAUUCAUUUGCAAGGACUAGAGUCCUUGUUCAUUAUUCCCAGGAUACAAGUUGAGCAAACAGACCAACAAAUGGCAUUAGUUGAGAGCCUGGACUAUUUAAGAGGAGAAAUCAAUAAAGCCACAGAUGACUUUACUUCCUGGAAGACACAUCUACUUGCUUCAGGAAGCCAAAGUGGAAACCAAAUGUUAGAUGAAGGGUUUGUGGAAGAUUUUUCAGAACAGGUGGAAACUGCCAUCCGGGCCAUCCUUUGUGCCAUCCAGAACUUAGCAGAAAGAAACAGUAAAAAGACAGAGGAGAACACUGACCAAAGCAGACCACAAGAAGAGGAUGGGGCAGCAGGCUUGGAGGGACUGCAAUCAGGACAUCUAACAAAACUGUUAGAGGAUGAUUUGUGGGCCGACGUGAGCACUCUGCAUGUGCAGAAAAUCAUUUCUGCUGUCUCUGAGCUGUUGGAGAGGCUGAAAUCGUACGGUGAAGAUGGCACAGCAGCAAAACACACGUUCUUCAGCCAAUCCUGCUGCUUGUUGGUGCGUUUGGUGCCCAUGCUCUCCAGGUACUCAGACCUCGUCCUCUUCUUCCUGACCAUGUCUUUGGCAACUCACCGUAGCACUGCAAAGCUGCUCUCUGUUCUUGCCCAGGUCUUUACAGAGCUCGCCCAGGAGGGAUUUUGCCUGCCCAAAGAAUUCAUGGAAGAUUCAGCAGGAGAGGGAGCAACUGAGUUCCAUGACUAUGAGGGAGGUGGAAUUGGGGAAGGCGAGGGCAUGAAGGAUGUGAGUGACCAGAUUGAAAAUGAAGAACAGGCAGAAGAUACACUUCAGAAAGGCCAAGAAAAGGAUAAAGAGGAUCCCGAUUCAAAACCAGACAUUAAGGGCGAGGAUAAUGCCAUUGAGAUGUCAGAAGACUUUGAUGGGAAAAUGCAUGAUGGGGAACUUGAAAAAGAAGAGGAUGAUGGGAAAUCAGACAGUGAGGGCGGAGACCUGGAUAAACAGAUGGGCGAUCUGAAUGGUGAGGAAGCUGACAAACUUGAUGAGAGGCUUUGGGGUGAUGACGAUGAUGAGGAAGAUGAGGAAGAAGAAGACAGUAAAACUGAAGAAACAGGACCAGGAAUGGAUGAGGAAGAUUGUGGACUUGUUGCCAAAGACGACAACUUGGAUGCUGGGAAGUCAAACAGAGAUAAAAACCGAGAUAAGGAAGAAAAGGAAGAAGCAGAAGUUGCUGAUGAUAGACAAGACCAAGACAAAAUUAAUGAACAAAUAGAUGAGAGGGAAUAUGAUGAGAAUGAGGUGGAUCCUUACCAUGGCAAUCAGGAAGAGCUGCCGGAACCCGAGGCCUUGGACCUUCCAGAUGACUUGAACCUGGAUAGUGAAGACAAGAAUGGUAGUGAGGACACAGACCAGGAAGAAGGAGAAGAUAAUCCUUUGGAAAUUAAAGAAAAGCCAAUGGAUACUGAAGAAGCAGGUCAUGAAGCUGAGGAAAUAAAGGAACAGACCGAGGCUGACCACAGUGAAGGUCAGGGUCAACCUGAACCUGAAGAAGGCCCCAGUGAAGAUGAUAAGGGUGAGGGAGAAGAAGAGAUGGACACAGGAGCUGAUGACCAAGAUAAAGACACUGCUGAACAUCCUGAAGAAAACUCAGACGAUGAGCGUCAGUCUCUGGAGGACAAGGACAAGGAAACCAAUGAGGAAAGUGCAAACCAUGACGUUCCUGUUGACCAAGGUCUCCAGCCCCAGAAGCAGGAAGAAGAAGAAGAAGAAGGGAGCGGGGAGAACUCUGACACAGAGGAGCAGGUGCCAGAGGCCACGGAAAGGGAAGAACACGAUUCCUGCGGGCGGACCGGGGUGGAGAGUGUGCAGAGCGCACAGGCUGUGGAGCUGGCUGGGGCCGCGCCCGAAAAGGAGCAGGGAAAGGAGGAGCACGGGAGUGGAGCUGCAGAUGCAAACCAGGCAGAAGGCCACCAAUCCAACUUCAUUGCUCGAUUGGCUUCCCAGAAACAGACCAGGAAGGACACACAGAGUUUCAAGAGGAAACCUGGACAGGCUGACAAUGAACGCUCCAUGGGUGAUCACAAUGAGCGAGUGCAUAAGCGGCUGAGGACUGUGGAUAUGGAGAGCCACACUGAGCAGGGGCCAGCCCAGCCCCACGCCCAGGUGGAGGACGCAGAUGCAUUUGAGCACAUUAAACAAGGCAGUGACCCUUAUGAUGCACAGACGUAUGAUGUGGCCAGCAAGGAGCAGCAACAGUCUGCAAAAGAUUCCAGCAGGGGUCAGGAGGAGGAGAUGGAGGACACUUUCAUGGACACAGAGGAGGAAGAGCUCCAAGCAGCAGACGCAGAGCAGCUGAAGCCAGAGGAGAUCAAGUCAGGGACCACAGUGAGCCCCGGCUAUGAUGAGGUGGACAUGGAGACCCACAAUGUUAGAACAGAAGAAGACCAAGAUCCCAGGACCGACAUAUCCCAUGGGGAGACAGAGGAUAUGAAACCAGAGAGAAGCCAAGAUUCGACCAUUCACACAGCCCAUCAUUUCCUUGUGGACACAGUUUUCCAGCCCUUUUUAAAAGAUGUCAGUGAGCUAAGACAGGAGCUGGAGAGGCAGCUGGAAACAUGGCAUCCACAUGAAUCUGGAAACCCAGAAGAAGAGAAGGCUGCAGUGGAGAUGUGGCAGAGUUACCUGGCCGUAACUGCGCCUCUUUCACAACAGUUGUGUGAACAGCUUCGUCUCAUAUUAGAGCCUACCCAGGCCGCCAAGCUGAAAGGAGACUAUCGAACUGGGAAGCGGCUGAACAUGCGGAAGGUCAUUCCAUACAUUGCUAGUCAAUUUCGGAAAGACAAGAUUUGGCUUCGAAGGACCAAGCCCAGUAAACGCCAGUAUCAGAUUUGUUUGGCCAUUGAUGACUCUUCUAGCAUGGUAGACAACCAUACCAAACAGCUGGCAUUUGAAUCUUUGGCUGUGAUUGGAAAUGCUCUAACCCUCCUGGAAGUGGGUCAGAUUGCUGUGUGCAGUUUUGGAGAGUCCGUAAAGCUAUUACACCCAUUCCACGAGCAGUUCAGUGAUUCCUCGGGUUCCCAGAUUCUGCGGCUCUGCAAAUUCCAGCAAAAGAAAACCAAGAUUGCUCAGUUUCUCGAGUCUAUAGCCAGCAUGUUUGCAGCUGCUCAGCAGCCCUCCCAGCACGCCAGUCCAGAAAACGCACAGCUCCUCCUGGUGGUCUCUGAUGGGCGCGGCCUUUUCCUCGAGGGCAAAGACAGAGUCCUGGCAGCAGUCCAGGCUGCCCGGAAUGCUAACAUCUUCAUCAUUUUUGUUGUAUUGGACAAUCCCAGUUCACGGGAUUCUAUCUUGGACAUCAAAGUGCCCAUAUUUAAAGGACCUGGAGAGAUGCCUGAAAUCCGAUCCUACAUGGAAGAGUUCCCGUUCCCAUUCUACAUCAUCCUUCGCGAUGUGAACGCACUCCCCGAGACGCUCAGUGAUGCUCUUAGGCAGUGGUUUGAGUUGGUGGCAGCCUCUGACCACCUGUAGGGAAGGAACACAGUCUAAAGUGAGACUUUACACCAUUGUCAGACUUUGGCGCCUCCAGCCUGUUGCUCCCUCUUUUGGACAACUGCUUCCGAACUCACAGCUCUAAAAUGUUAUUUUAUCUUAGAUCUGAUUUAUAAAGAUUCAUCAAAUAGCUGCAGACAGUUUUUAUUACAAUGUACACUUUAUCUUAUAAUGUGCUUUCAGAGCCUGGCCAGCCUAGGCCUCUGCUGUUGCCCCGGCUACAGCCGUAACAAACCCAGGGCAGCGGCCGGUGUCUGGACCUGGAAGCCCCGGCCCAAGAGGAGGCUAGGGCCCAGCUGCUGUCCCCCUGGAGGAGUAGCUGCUGGGAGAAGGGGACCGUCCCAGUCCUUUGGACAAAGGACCACAGGCAGCUGCCCUUGUGACCCUGCUCUGAGGCUCCGCCUUGCCGAUCCCACAGUGUGUAUCUAAAUGCCGUCAAGAGGCGGAGACAGCUGCAGCUUUCUAGAGGCUCGACUGCGUGUGUUUUGUCAUUGUGCUUCAUGUGCAGGGAACUACCUUCUCUUUGAGGGUUAGGGAGGUCAGGGUGUGUGUGCUCUUACAAAGCAACCAGAUAGCAUAGGAGCCCAGGUAAGCCGAAAAAUGACCCCCGGGCUGUGUAAAAAUGAAGUGGCUUUUCUGUGCCGUCCUUUGCAUUUGCUGCUGCGGGAGACUAUGCAAUGAUGGAAAAGUGAUUUUCCCUUUGGUUAUUUCAUUCUCUCAGCGCCUCGGUCCCUGGUGUCGUAGUAAUUUAUUUCUUUAGUUCAUUUUUUUCUUAACCAUUAAGGGGAAGAAUAUUCCUCACACUGCUUUCAAGCUGGACUGAGCCAGUCUCGUUCUGGAAAAGAAAAUGCCGUGUUUAAGAAAACUAAGUACUUUUUUUUCCCCCCCAGUUAAACUACAUCAAUGAUUUUUAGACAGUUUUUACUUGGCCAGAAAGCACUGAUUGAAUACUUGAAAUUGUUGCUGUGUUCUAUUUAAGUUGUCAGAAUGUCGUUUUGUAGACAACAUGCCAUCACGUAAUCGUCUAUCUCCUGUUUGUUUUCAAGUUACACUGUGAAGUUUGCCACAUUUUUGAGGUGGUCAUCGAAGACACAGAUUGCUUGUUGUUUAACCAAGUGUCCUAAAGCAUGUACCUGAAGUUAUAUCAUUUUUUAUUCUAAAAAGCUAUGCAGCUUAUAUUCUGAAAAUUAUUAAAUAUAUACCACUGUUGUAA